AUGUUGCUCUUGCACAACAUAACCGCGCUACUCGGUCUAAUUGAGUUUUCAGCUACAAAUGAAGAUUUUUUAAAAAUAAUCAAGGAUAUUGUUGCCGUCACGGCUACGGCCCAAAAAACCAAAACACUCAUCUACGCGAGUAAUGGCUUUGCGGAGUGUAACCGAGCGGAACAAGACAAGGUGGAUGUAGCUCUUCAACUGAAUUCCCUGCUCAAUCCCAAACUAAUGGCUCUCAUCAGUAUUGAUGGUUAUGCGCCUACCAAGCCUUACAAAAGACUUUUCAGUCUGAAUGUACUAAGCGUUGUACAGUUAAAUGGGGAAUGGGAAAGUGACCAGCAGUUAGUAAGGAAAUUACUAAUGAACUUGGAUCGAAAUAGACAAAGUGGUAUAAUAUUGCUCUUCUGUGACGCGGUCAGCCAGACAUAUGCGACGUGGAUCAUGCAACAUUGCGCCGAAGUAGGUGCAAUAAAUGUCAUCGCCUUACAGCCCAAUAUGACGGUGAAGGAGCAAAGUUAUUGGACACUGCAAUUAUUUCCCGAAAAGCAAAUAGUUCAGCAGAAAUUGCCCACUUUUUACCGCGGAAUAUUCCCUGACCACUUGAGUAAUAUGCACGGAUGUCCUCUGCGCUUUAUAGCAAGCGGUUGGCAUCCGCAAAUAUACAACUAUAUAUCACCGGCAGGAAAAGUAAGGCUUAGCGGUUAUUUGGGCAACACCUUUAAUGCCUAUGCGCAUCACCGCAAUGCAACAGUUCUUACACCAGGUAGUUAUCCGAACGGUCUGCUAAAUUAUCCACAAGUUCGUAAUAUUCUGCUGAACAAUGGUGCAGAUAUGGGGCCACUGUGGCCAUUCCAUCUUAGAGAGGACUCAUUGGGAUAUACAUCUACGUUGCAUCGUUUCGAUUUAUGUCUGAUGGUGCCGGUAGAAAACCGCAUGCCGAGGUCUACUUUCUACUACAAAGUUUUUGGCGAGUGGUUUAUAAUUUUAUUAUUGAUUAGUUUAAUACUAAUCUGCGUCCUUUUGACGCCCGCAAUAAAUCGAAAAGGGCAUGUGUUUUUAGAUCAUAGUUUUAAUAUUGACAUUUCGGUGCUACAAGGUUUUCUCGGCAUGCCAUUUUGGUUCCGUACGUGCUCCUCUCGCCUACAUAAGUUCAUAAGCAUUAUCAUCGUUUUUGCGGGAAUAAAUGUUAACACGACUUAUGUUGCGCACUUACAAAGCUUUAUUGUAAACUCGCCCAUAGACAAACCUAUUAAGAGCAUAGGUGAUUUGGUAAACCGUGGCAUAAUGGUUGCAAUGGACACGAACGUUUACCCUAAGCAAAUGGGCGAAGAAUACUUUUUAGAAAACUAUGAUAAAUUCACUCUUUUAAAAAAUGCGACUGAAUUACUUGUGUUGCGCGACGACUUGGAUACACGCUUUGCUUUUCCUGUCAGCAAUAUGUGGGAUGUUUAUAAUGAGCAACAGAAAUUUUUCGGUCAACCGCUUUUCCGUAUCUCGAAUAUCUGUUUUCAAAAGGGCGGCUCACUACUAGUGCCAUUGCCAGCGAACUCAAUAUAUCGUGAAAGUUUAAAUGAUUUUAUUGGUAGAAUUCGCUCAGCUGGCCUUACAGAUUUCUGGUUACGUUCCAGUUUUUUUGAAUUGGUGAAAAUGAAACGGAUUACGAUAGAAGAUCGAAAUCCACUGGAAGUUUUUAAGCCGAUGAAAGUUGAAGACUUGCAAUACAUUCUACUAAUAAUGAGCUGUUUAAUAAGCUUAAGCUUUGGAUGCUUUGCAUUGGAGAUUUUAUGGAUGAAAAUUAAAAAACAAUUUUUUUCCAAUAAAAAAGUUGAUCGAAAGCUGUCUAAAAAUCCACAGCGACAAGCAAUUAAAAUAUAAUUAAUAACUGAGCAUAUUUAAUUAUUUUCGAUUCUACGAUUGUAAAAAUUAAUAUUGUAAAUUCCGUUUAAAGUUUAUCUUUACUAUUGUACAAUCCUUGAUAAUCUAUGUAUGUAUAUGUUUAACAAAUUAAAGCUCUAAUUAGUUCAAGAACCCACAUAUGUAUAUGUACAAUGCACAAUGGCUCUAAAAGAGAGCACAACUUACAAUUGGAGGACUUUCGAUAACCGAACAGGAACAGAGAAUAAUUGUUGCGCAUGCUGCCCUUUGCUUUAUAUUCCUCAAAAGAGAUACGAUUUGCCGCUAUUGUAUGCCAUUCAUAACUAAUACCUCUCUCACUGCUACUUAUUUGUGUUAAACAUUAAUACGAUUCGCAGCACGAUGUAGUACACACACACGAAGCAGCCAACUCAGUGAGUUUCAGCAGGGAUGUACCAAGCAUAAAAUGAAAUACGUAAUUUGAAAGGCUUUCUGUUCCAAAUGGAGAAAGAGCUGCUGGAGAAGCACUUCAAACUACAUGUAGGGAAGCCUAUUUAAAGCCGGUCGAGAAUUACAUCCAAAGCAAGAUUGACGUUUCGAAAA
Ceratitis capitata (Mediterranean fruit fly) is the source of this 2454-nucleotide messenger RNA. RefSeq lists its product as uncharacterized. The record is from RefSeq and is a predicted model, not a curated record. Bases 1 to 1872 code for a protein of 623 amino acids. Lineage: Eukaryota; Metazoa; Arthropoda; Insecta; Diptera; Tephritidae. The transcript has a single exon.